Aspergillus wentii DTO 134E9 is the source of this 1755-nucleotide messenger RNA. Its product is annotated as RAD52 DNA repair protein RADC. The transcript has 5 exons. The record is from RefSeq and is a predicted model, not a curated record. Gene Ontology annotation, biological process: mitotic recombination; double-strand break repair via homologous recombination; DNA recombinase assembly. Gene Ontology annotation, cellular component: nucleus. Lineage: Eukaryota; Fungi; Ascomycota; Eurotiomycetes; Eurotiales; Aspergillaceae. Bases 1 to 1755 code for a protein of 584 amino acids.
AUGCCGAAUUCCACGGGUUCCACGACUGGUAACCCGUUUGAAGAACCCCAACGUCGAAUGAGCGAAUACACGGCGCAGGAAAUCGCUACACUUCAAGCACGUCUCGAUAAGAAAUUAGGCCCCGAAUACAUCUCCUCUAGACCUGGUGCUGCUGGACAGAGAGUGCAUUAUCUGUCCGCGGACAAAUGCAUUAAUCUUGCCAAUGAGGUUUUUGGAUUUAAUGGCUGGUCGAGCUCGAUUCAAAAUAUCCAGAUUGAUUUUGUCGAAGAGAGCCAGAAUACCGGCAAGAUAAGCUUGGGACUAUCUGUGAUAGUGAGAGUUGCAUUAAAGGAUGGGACUUUUCACGAGGACAUCGGAUACGGCCAUAUCGAAAACUGCAAGGGAAAAGCUGCUGCUUUUGAGAAAGCUAAGAAAGAAGGAACCACCGAUGCCCUCAAACGUGCCUUAAGGAACUUCGGUAACGUGUUGGGUAACUGUAUCUACGACAAAGAUUAUGUUUCUAAGGUGACCAAAGUGAAAGCUACCCCGGCCAGAUGGGACGUCGACGAUCUUCAUCGCCAUCCCGACUUUGCUCCAGUUAAGAAAGAAGCGAUCCCACCAAAACCAAAACCAAUUCCCGAGGAUGAUGAUCUUCCUCCUCGCCCAACGGAUACCAGGAAGACUAGUAAUAUCGAAGAUACUGCUACAUUUGAUGGUGAUGGCGAGUUUGGUAGUGACCUAUUUGACGAAGCCGAUUUUGUUGAUACCACAGGUGGAAAUCCAGAUGAAAUCACACUAGAGCCCGAAACCCAGAGAAGACAACUACCGCCGACACCAAUGAAUGGCCCUAAUAACGCCCAGCGAAUGCCAUUGAAUAAUAUGCCCCGCCCUCCUGGAAGGCCUGACGCAGCAGUUGUAACGCCAUCCAAGCCUGAACGAGCUUGGACUCCGGCGCCUAUCAACAGACAACCAGCUGCUCCUGCCAUGAACGGACGGCCAAACCCGCCUACGGCCAACAACCAGUAUAUGGCACAACGACAGUCUGCUCCAGUCCCAACACCGCAGCAAAAUUUCCAAAAUCCGAGAGUCGCGCCACCAGCUCAAUCGCGAUCUAGUCAGGAAGUUGCUCCGCCGGGCGGGGGUGGCCAAGUCCCUAUCAAACGGGAACUCGGUCCCAAUGUCAAUGACGGAAAUGCCCAAAACAACCUUGCUCCGGGCACGCCAUCGUUUGACCCCCAACGCCCGCCUUCUGCCUCAUUCUUUUCGGCUCGAGCAGUUGAUAUGCUACGAGACAACCCUAAUUCAGCCCCACAGUUUGACCCUCAUGCUGAAAGUCCAUCUAUUCGCAAAACAGCUGGAGUUGACCACACUAAAAGUGUUCCCAUAUCUAAACCAAUGUUGAAUGGCCCCUCUCCGGCUACAAACAAUGCACGAGAUUUCGUCAACCCUUCCGCAGAUACCCAUAGAAAGAUUGGUGCCCCUGGUGGGGGUGGAAUCGGUAGCCCGAUGGCUAGAGGACCAACAACUUCGUCUUAUCGUCCAUUGACUCGACCGAAUAUACCGAAUGGUGCGGCCCCGAACAGGGCAUCAGUUGGCCCUCCAAAUAUCAAUGGAAAACGACCACCAUUGAAUGACGUGACAAAUGCAACUGCUGCUUCGGGUGGCAGCGGGACUGCCCCCAAUUUUGGUGUUAACGACCCGAAAAGGCCGAGAUUCAAUGAGGGAGGUCUAAACCCUGCUAUACAGCAGCAGCAGCCCCAACAGCAACAGAAAUAA